Molecule: messenger RNA, 675 nt
Organism: Aspergillus eucalypticola CBS 122712
Lineage: Eukaryota; Fungi; Ascomycota; Eurotiomycetes; Eurotiales; Aspergillaceae
Exons: 4
Coding region: 1-675 (224 amino acids)
Source: RefSeq, a predicted model, not a curated record
AUGCAUAUCCAGGCUGACAGUCUGGCGGAAGGUUCGAUCUACCCAGCAGGCAAUUUGAUUCACGGCUGCGGCCAUGAGUUGCAUAGUCACAUUACGAAAGCUAUCAGUGACAUCACUGGGUUUUGGGAUGCAAGCAAAGACCCGUUCAAGUUUCUCAUGCGCGAAGUAAUCGAUGAUGUGUGGAAGCAAUCGUUUUCCGUGAUUAGACCUCAUACGGGCAAGUUCAAGACUCAGAUUAUAAGAGCCUACAUUGGACAAACCUACGAAGCCAAGCUCAAGAGGAAGGAGGUUGUUUGCGAGAGAAUUCCAUGCCUGCCUGAAAAGGAGAUAGGGCUAAACAGUGGAGAGGAUUAUUGUGUAUUGCGUAUCAGCGGAGUGGGUGCAGUAGAUGUAAUGGGCUUGGUGGAUGUGGUGGAUCGCCAGUGGAUCUGGGAUGAAGCUUUAGAGUUUGGGACGCGGAAGGAUCGCACGGGCCGCAGCGGUGUCAAGAGAAGCUGCAGUGACUGGUGGGUCUGUUGGGGACUGGAGCUCUACUAUUCCAUGGGUCAUGAGGCUGGUGGUACAACCGUACAAGGCGAGAUGCAUGCAUACGUGUCUGCAUGCAGGUCACCUAACCAAGGAUCCAACCAUGUUGCAGAGACAUGUCGCACAUAUUGCUGUAUUGGAGAGGUUUAG